Messenger RNA from Poecilia reticulata (guppy), 998 nucleotides. It is a transcript of the gene gtsf1, whose product is annotated as gametocyte specific factor 1. The record is from RefSeq and is a predicted model, not a curated record. NCBI's taxonomy places the organism in Eukaryota, Metazoa, Chordata, Actinopteri, Cyprinodontiformes, Poeciliidae.
GGCAUUUGCCCACUGGAUUCUGGAGGAAACAUAUCGUCCAAUACCUCGUCUGACUUUAGAAGAAGUAAAAUGCCUACACAAAGCUACAGUCUUCAGUCAGAGGACUCUCCAGAUUCGUUGGAAGACUAACAGCUACCAAGGAUUCUUUCUGCCCACAGCAUCACCAUCUACAACGAUUCUUUGAAGAUUAGAUGAUGCUGAUAGUCACGUGAGCAGCAGACACUAUAAAGCCGGAGGAGGUCACGCUCUGCCAGUUAAUCUUCGUUUGAGAGAAGGCGAAGAAUAUCUUCCUCAGCGGUCUGAAGGGUUCCGUUUGUGUGGUUGGCCCGUCCAAAGUAAAUUUGUCUUACACAUGGCCUCCAUUAAAUUCGGAACCAGUACUAGUCCAUGCAAGGUGCCCUCUGAAGAGAGGGUAAAAGAGGUUGAAGAUUAUGAUAGCAGGGGAAACUGUGAUCCAGACAAACUUCUACAGUGUCCUUUUGACAAAAACCACCAAAUCCGCUCCUGCCGCUUCCCAUAUCACCUGAUUAAGUGCAGGAAGAAUCACCCAAAACUGGCCAGUGAACUGAAAACCUGCCCAUUUAAUGCUCGCCAUCUGGUUCCCAAGCACGAGCUUGCUCACCACACAGAGACCUGCGAAGACAGAAUAUCUGUGGACACUGAAAAUGUUGGAAGCAGAAAUGGACAUGUUGGCUGGGAUGUUCCAGUCAACACUUGGGUCAACCCAAACAUGACUGAGGACUGGGAUAAGGAGGCAGAUAAUGUUCAAACUCCAUUUGUGUGGGGUGUAAGCUCCAAGUUGAACCAAAUACUGGCUGCCAGACCCAGUAACAAUCUUGGCCCUAAUUUUAGAGCUCCCAGUACGCUGCCAUGGCCCAAUUAUGAGCUSUGAGCUCUUCCAAAGCUGUUCAUAUGCAUGGAGUUUUUUUUGCUGUUCUUUUUUUUUGCAUGUUUUGAUCAGUUUGAAUCAGUUUGAAUAAACUAUCUGAAACCUCUCA